UUGUCUAUAAAUAGCCCCCUCCAUGAUCUUUUUCCAUCCCAACCACUUGUAAUUCUACCAAAAAUUUCCAAACAACAUAAAAAUCAAAAAUAAAAAAAAAAACCCACCAUUUUUUCUCCCAAAAAAAUGGAACCCCAAAAUCAUAUUUCUCCUUCAAAUAAUCACAUACUAAUUAUUCCAACCCCAGGAAUGGGACACUUAAUUCCCUUAAUACAACUAGCCAAAAGAAUUCUUCAAUUAACAUCUUUUCAUAUUUCUUUUAUCAUCCCUACUGAAAGGCCGCCAACGCAGGCUCAAAAAGGUGCGUUGGCGGCCCUUCUUGAGGAAAAAACUUCAUAUUUUUUCCUCCCACCCGUCAAUUUAGAUGACGUCCCGUCGGAUGCCAUGAUCGAGACUAGACUGUCUCUAACCCUCUCUAGAUCUCUCCCUGCCCUCCGGUCCCACCUAAAAGAGUCCAAACACCGUUUUGUGACGCUUAUAGUUGACCUUUUUGGUACCGACGCUUUUGAAAUAGCGUCGGAAUUUGGGAUUAGUCCUUACAUAUUUUUUCCUAGUACUGCUAUGUGUUUGUCACUUUUUCUCCAUCUUCCUUAUCUUGAUGAAAAAGUUUUAUGUGAAUAUAGGGACAUGCAAGAACCGGUUUUAUUACCUGGGUGUACUCCGGUUCAUGGAAAAGAUUUAUUAGACCCGGUUCAGGAUAGGAAAAAUGAAGCUUAUAAAUGGGUUUUACAUCAUACAAAAAGGUACACUUUAGCUGAGGCUAUUAUGGUAAAUACGUUUAAUGAGUUAGAAGAAGGGGCUUUGAAUUUUUUGCAAAAAAAUGAAUCGGGUAAGCCUAUGGUUUACCCGGUUGGACCGUUGGUUCAAAUAGGGUCGGGUGAUGAUAAAGUCGAUGAGUCGGGUGCUUUGAAUUGGUUAGAUGAGCAGCCACGUGGGUCAGUUUUAUUUGUCUCGUUUGGAAGUGGUGGGACCCUUUCUUAUAAGCAGAUAGUUGAAUUGGCUCAUGGGUUAGAGAUGAGUGAUCAAAGGUUUUUGUGGGUGUUAAGAAGUCCUAAUGAUGAGAUUCUUAAUGUAACAUAUUUUAGCACUGAAGUUGAUAAGAAAAACCCAUUAGAUUAUUUGCCUAAAGGAUUUUUAGAGAGGACAAAAGAGAGAGGUCUUGUAAUCCCAUUGUGGGCCCCACAAAUGAAGAUUCUUAGUCAUCCAUCAACCGGCGGGUUUUUAACUCACUGUGGCUGGAACUCAAUUCUUGAAAGUGUAGUCAACGGGGUGCCUCUAAUUGCUUGGCCGCUUUAUGCUGAACAGAAAAUGAACGCGGUUUUGAUAACCGAUGGAAUGAAAGUCGCCUUAAGGCCAAACUCCGAUGAAAACGGAUUAGUCGGUCGAGGAGAGAUCGGAAUGGUGGUUAAAGGUUUAAUGGAAGGUGAAGAAGGUAAGAAAAUAAGAAAUAGGAUGAAGGAGUUAAAGGAUGCAUCCAUUAAAGUAGUUGGAGAAGAUGGAUCAUCUACAAAGUCAUUUUUAGAAGUGGCUCAAAAGUGGAAAUCAUCUAAAUAAAAGUCACAAAACAUAUAAUUGCAUGAAAGAAAACAAGAAAAAGGUGACUCCAUUAUAAAUUAUAGUGCGUGUGAAUGUACAAUCUUUUUCCUCCUCUUAUGUUUUAACUCUAUAUAUUGUGAUAUAUGAUUUUCCACCACUUUUGUUUUGUUUGAUUACUAGUAAUUAGUUAUUGUAUCAUUUUCUUUGGGUAUAUGGAUAAUAUUGUAUAAUUUGAUAAGCAUUCUUUUUUAUCACUUUCUUUA
Molecule: messenger RNA, 1799 nt
Organism: Amaranthus tricolor (Joseph's coat)
Lineage: Eukaryota; Viridiplantae; Streptophyta; Magnoliopsida; Caryophyllales; Amaranthaceae
Product: hydroquinone glucosyltransferase
Exons: 1
Coding region: 127-1554 (475 amino acids)
Molecular function (GO): UDP-glycosyltransferase activity
Source: RefSeq, a predicted model, not a curated record